AAAUGAAGAAAACCAUGCUCAAAAAAUUGAAACUUGGAAUUUGUACAUUCGACGAUGUUCACUUUGCAGAAACUGAUGCCAAAAGGACACAUAAGUUGUACCUGGAUUUUUAUCAAUCCAUCGACAGCCAACUUCUUAACAGUGAAUGGUCUGAAUCAUGUGGUACAACAAAAAUCUUACAAAGCUGGGGAAAUAUGCUUAGACAACCAUGUGUGACUCAAAUCCUUUCAGAAAGAUUCAACAUACCAUUUCUGCACAUGGAAAUCAUUACUUCGUCAUCAUAUUUCCUCCAGCUGUUUUCUAGUAUUCUUGUGACUUAUAAAGGAUCACAUCCCUCAGAAAUUACUCUCAGAUCUAAUCUUGACAAUUUCAUUAAUAAGUCCUGGCAAAUUAUUGGGAAAAUCUUUGAGUGCUUUGGCCUUUCUGGGAACCGUGAUCUGUUACUAAGUAAUUCUAGCUUGUGGAUGGUAAUGUUUAAUUUUGUAUGUAACAGGUUUGUUACAGCCAACUUAUUAACUAGUAGACAGACAACUUUGAAGCUUGAAUGCUCUUUUCCUUUCUCAUGGCUUGUGUAUGAUCACUUGCAACAAUUAGCAAAGAUCAACAGAAACUUAGUUCCUGGUAGUACGAGAAGUAAUUUUUGCUGUGAACUCCUUGCAGUGGAGCUCAAAAACGAAAGUAAUGACACUCUCUCCUGCCUUGUGAAAGACUGUGUCAAAGUUUUUCUGUUUCAUAACUCCACCAAAUCAUCUGAGAUGAAAUGUGUGACACACAAAUUAUAUUUAGAUAGAAAACUGGGGUCACACGAAAUGGACCCUUUGUACCUCAAUGACAAUUUUCUUACUUAUAUCAUGUCAAAAUGUUCUAUGAUAAAAGAUGAUUUAGUCAAAGAUAUGUUCAUUCGUGUGGCUUCCUUGCAGCCUGGGGAAUUUGACUGUUCAGUCAUCACAGAAUGUAUUUCACCAAACAAAUUAGAUAAUUGUCAGAGAUCUAUUAUCUUAGAGAUGGUGGAAUUCAUCUGCUUCCAUUUUAUUGAGUCAAAAACCAUUUUGAACAGUACCUUGCUGAAAAUAUUACACACGGGAGGAAGUCUCUGUUGUUGCAUAAAUAAAAGUGUGACAAUAUCAGCAGAAUCUGAAUCUUUCCCAGUACUAUGCAAUGUUAUUCUGGAGUGUAGAUUACCAGCAUUUUACUUAUCGUUGAAUAAUCAGUUGGAAGGAAUCUGCAGGCUUCCUUUCUUAGCGCAUAGUUAUAUAUUGGAAGACGAAAAAGCAUCUUGUUUUCAGAGGAAGAUUUUAGCGACACUCUUUGCUAUUUUCCAGGAGGAUGCUUCUGGUGCUCGAGAUUUUAUUGCUUUCUGUGAUGAGGGACUAAAUUGUGCCACUAAUGGGGAAAUUGGGAUGAAGAAAAUCGCCAAAAAUUUGCUCAUGGCAUCUCAUGAAUUGACUGUUUUUAAUCUGAUGUCAGUUUUCAUUCUAACAGAAAAGAUUGUUGGCAAACAUAGUCUUGAGGAGCUGGUUGAUCUUGUUUCUACCACAAAAUGUGAUGAGAGCUGCUUUUUUAUUCCGAUCAUGAAAAAGAUAAUUUACAAAAGAUUAAUAGAAACUCACCCAAAGGAAUUGCUUCAACUGAUAAACUCGAAUGGUUGUUCAGAUAUUGUUCAUAAAUCCUCUGAUAUUCACACCAAACUUCUGUGUGUAAAAUCUUUGGUGAAGGAGUAUGGUUUGAUUAUUCUCAAUGAUUUGAAGGACAAUGCUGAUUGGAUUCUUGAAAAAGAUUCUAUAAUUCAACAAGCAGCAGACAAUUUUAACUUACUUGGAGACAGUUACCAAUCAACCAGACCAGCUAUUUUGGAGACUGACCCUGUUUUCAAGUUUGAUCCGGUCAAUGUGAUGCUAUCAUAUUUUCAACAUAAAACAUCAGGCGGGAUGAUAAGUGAGGAAGAAAAUACACUGUAUCAGAAAUGCAUCAAGAGCACUUUGGAAUUUGACCAGCUGGAAACAUUGCGAAACUUAGAUACCGGUGAACUCUUUGGAUGUGCAUUAGCAAGCUGGAAAAGUAACGCUGGUCCAAUAUUCCUAACUUAUUGUUGCCUUACACAACCUCAUUCCUCCAAUUCUGUUACCAGAUUUCUUGAGUAUAUCUACAAGUUUCCUGUGAGGAUAAAGAAUAUGUUCGUGCCGACAAUGAGGGAAGAUGUGAUCUCAAAAUUCAGGGAAACCCUUGGUGAAAAAUUCGCAGCUCAAGGACACCAAUUGUACACAUGGUAUAAAUGUGCAGGAGGACAUGUCUACGCUAUCAAUAACUGUGGGGAACCUCAAGAAAAAGGAAAAUGUUUCUGUGGAAGCGAAAUUGGUGGCAUAAAGCACACACUCUCGACAGGAAAUCGAAGACUGGAGAGCUAUCAGUUUUCUGAAAAGGGCUACAACCUACCACCUGUUGGAUUUCUCAGCAGUAUUGAUAGUGAAAGAAACCUUAAAUCACUGUCACUAUCAUUCUUACGAUGGCUUGUCCACGCAUCCCUAGCAGUGUCUCCUAAAAUCAGCUGCUGUGACACUAUCUUUGGACUGAACGAGAAGGAUAAUGUCACAACAUUCCUGCAACAACGCCUUGACAACGACUUCAGUGGAAUCCAAACUGUUUUGGAACGAAACUCCGAAGACGCUCAAAUUUGGAUUUUAUCGGCUGUUAAGCACAUAUUCUCUCAAGUAGACCGUAUAGAACUUGACUAUUCGGAGAGAGCUGACAGAAACAAACUAGAAGAUGUAUACCUGGAAAUGAUAACUCCCCUAGUCGAGGGAGCUGAUGAUGUCAUAACACAAGGACGGCAACUAGUCCACCACUCAGGUGAUGACUACAUCAAGCAAGCACUUGGUCUCUGCUUCCCUGAGGAUGGUCCUGGAGCGUUAGAUUGUGCUGAAUAUUUAAGGGAUUCUAAGUCAAUUGGAAUACUACUUGAGGAUGAGUUCAGGAAGUGUGGUAGUGUCUCUAAAUAUCCAAUAGUAGCCAAAUGUAUCAAGUACAAAACUUCCACGAACCUUCUGUACCAAUUUCCAGAUCUCGUUAAAAUUGUCUUUGAUACACUCCGCAGAGUUACCUGUAAAAUAACAGUGCAUGAAGCACACCAAACUUGUCUCAAAGACUUUCUCAGUCCAUCCCAAAUUCAACUGUGGAAUGAUCUUUGGCGGGAAACUAAGUCAAUGGUAUCUCUUGUGGAUAAUAUACACAUUCCGGAACAGAACUUGGACAUGAUCCUUACAGCAGACUCUACAUUGGCUGACUUUCUCCCCUCUAAAACCGGUCCUGGAGUGUGCUCUUGGUUUAUGAUAAACAACCUGGUUUUGCUUUAUAACCAGCUUGCUAAAGGUCCCACCAUUGACAUUGUUACUCUCACUAAGUUUGUGACACCGCCCUUUAUUGCUAAACAUGAAGUGGUUGCUGUAACUUACGAUACUUAUAAUGGAUCUGGAUUUGAUUUCGUACUUUUGGAGGAGUCUUUGAUCAUGCUGUUUAACGUUCGGAACCGAUGUGCUAUAGAUGGAUCAACCGUCGCUCAACUUCUAUUCCAGCCCCUCAAAAAUGUUGAUACUUGGUAUAAAAUAUUAGGACAGUUACCAAAAAGUUAUCCUACUACACAACCUGUUUCUGAAGCGUCUCCAGAUAUUCUUAGAUCGCUUGAAAUAGCCAUACAGAUAUCAUCUUCUUUGGACUACAGCACAUUGUCAAUUAAUGAAAUAUCAGAAAUCUGCCAGCUUAAGUUACAAUCAUUGGACAGGGACUUGUUGUAUUCUAGUUGGCAUCAUGUUUGGUUUGAGCUGUCUAAAAAUGGAGGCAAGUUUUAUCUACCCCAGGAGUACAUAGGGAGUAUUGAUGAUUUUCUUGCGUUGCAUCCAUGUCAAAAAUCUGGGCAUAUUCCAGACAAUAUUUUAAAAUCUCGUCUGUUUUUACGUACCCUUCACAUGAUGAUUGUAGAAUGGAUUGUCCAUUACCCGGGUUUUAACUGUCGAGGAAUGGAGUUGGGCGAAGCGUUUGACUUUUUCUGUGAAAAGGCAGGGCUCGAUAUUUUGGAGUUUGAUUCAUUUGAACUAAAAGUUGAGCACAGUAUCAAGUUGAUAGAGUCCCUUUUCAGCAGUCAGUACUGAUUAUGACAAAAGUAACGUUACUUGAACGAUUUAGAUAUAUAAUGUUUGUUUUUUAUCUUUCUGAUUGAUAAGGAAUUUGUAUCGGUAUAUAUGUACGAGGUUCUAUGAAUCCUGAUUAUAUUCUUGUUAAUUGUUGAUAAUGUUGAAUUUUCCAUUUUACAAUUCAUAACAUUGC
This is a messenger RNA of Bolinopsis microptera, 4317 nucleotides long. RefSeq lists its product as uncharacterized. Lineage: Eukaryota; Metazoa; Ctenophora; Tentaculata; Lobata; Bolinopsidae. The transcript is spliced from 8 exons. The record is from RefSeq and is a predicted model, not a curated record. Bases 3 to 4142 code for a protein of 1379 amino acids.